AUGGUGGCAAAAUACAAAGAUUCAUUCUGUGAUGUUAUUGGCGAUUCUGUGAUUGGUUCUGGACAUGAAUCCUUAUUAAGACAGAUGGAAGAAAGAAUUGCUAAUUUAAACAGAAAAGUUGGUAAACCUGCAGCUAAGUUAAGUAUUUCCAGCGAUGAUGAGGAUUCUGAACCAAAGAGCAAAUCUCGAAAAACGGUUAUUCACGACUCAUAUGGUUGUGUGAAUUGGCAGCCAGAGUUGUUACCUACUGAUGAAACCACGGAAACCCAAGAGUCAAACAAGAUUGGCUUAUGGAGGAAUUUCGAAAGAAAGAACAGGAUAGAAAGAAGGUUUUGUUGUUCAUGGAGAAUACGUACACUUCACAGCGUUUGGUGAUUAAUAGGAAUAACCCAGAUAGCCCAAUUGGAGAAGUUAAAGAUGAAUGGCCCUUCCUUUUUGAAAAGGAAUGUAUGUUUCUUCAUUUUGAGCAGUUGAUGGGAUUCAAGAUACAAGAUGUCAUGCAAGCGAGUCUAGCGAGUAAAGCUAAAAUCUUAGUGGAAUAUUUGAGACAAAAUCACAUACAGAAAAAGAAGAUUAAGCAAGUGUUGUGGAGAAUCGAAGCUGCUAUGUCGUCGAAGAAAGACCAGCAGCCUGUGAUGAUUGGUGUAUUCUUGCUGCUCUUGGCAUAUUUUGAAGAAAAACAAGAAUUAAUGAUCAGAUCAGAUGUAGAUGUAAGUUUCAAUUGUAACUGUUAUGUAAUGUAUUACGUAUGCACUCUUAUAUAG
Messenger RNA from Paramuricea clavata, 764 nucleotides. The record is from the annotation of a GenBank genome assembly. NCBI's taxonomy places the organism in Eukaryota, Metazoa, Cnidaria, Anthozoa, Malacalcyonacea, Plexauridae.